AUGCACGACGUCAGCGGCGCGCCGGGCAAACGUCUCGUGACAAAUCAUUUCCCUGCGCCACCAAAGAGCGCUUCGCUCCCGCGCGGCGGACGGGCGGCGCACGUGUGGGCGUGCAGCACAGGAGACGCGCGGCGAGAGCGUGAGCAGCAGCGACUGCGGGGAGAGAGCUGGCAGAACGCGAGCGCGACGUGGGAUGUUUGGGGCCGACCGGAAGCACGCGAGAUCGAGGCGGCGAUUGUGCGCAUCAUGAAGACGCGCAAGACGCUCGACCACCAGAAGCUCGUGCUCGAGGCGUCGACGCAGCUGAUGCGCCACUUCAAGCCCGACCCGAGGCAGAUCAAGAAGCGCAUCGAGGACCUCAUCGCCCGCGAGUACCUCGAGCGCGACGCCUCGAACUCCACCGUCUACAAGUACCUGGCCUGA
Emiliania huxleyi CCMP1516 is the source of this 423-nucleotide messenger RNA. RefSeq lists its product as hypothetical. Gene Ontology annotation, cellular component: cullin-RING ubiquitin ligase complex. Gene Ontology annotation, molecular function: ubiquitin protein ligase binding. Bases 1 to 423 code for a protein of 140 amino acids. Gene Ontology annotation, biological process: protein ubiquitination. The record is from RefSeq and is a predicted model, not a curated record. The transcript is spliced from 2 exons. Lineage: Eukaryota; Haptophyta; Isochrysidales; Noelaerhabdaceae.